AAUUUGUUGUAGUUUUUUAAUCAAAUACUCAUAUGAUAUUAAACCGAAAUCAGAAAUGGACAAACUUUGCCGUGUCUGCAUGGACGAUUCCGUUACAUUGGUGGACAUAUUUAACGAACGGCAACAACCAUCUACAGAGCAGCCGAGCCUGUGUGAAAUUUUAAAUGAAUUUUGUGAGGUAAAACAGGAUGAUAUCCUACCACAGCAGAUAUGUUUAUCCUGUGUGUUGGCGGCACAAAACGCAUAUAAAUUCAAACGCACAUUCGAGGAGACUGAGCGGAAACUGUUACUGCUGCAAAAUAUUAAAAUUUGUGAGGAAGACAAUACUGCAUUACCCUGCGUGCAGGCAAUCUACGAUAAGGAUCGACAAGCGGUCAAUUUGAGCUGUGUUAAGCUGGAGCCACUCAAUGAAGAUGAAGUCGCUGCCCAGGACGACGAGCCAGAAGAGGAUGAUGAAAACGAAGAGCCAGGCGAAAACGAAAUUGAAUACGGAAGGCCAUACAAAUGUCAAUUCUGCGAGAAAAGCUUUGGCCGGAAUUAUCUUUUGAGCGUGCACGAGAUGCGCCACACUGGCGAAAAAAUACAUUUCUGUGACAUUUGUGGUAAAGGUUUCAUCCGAAGACACGAUGUAAAGGUUCACAUUCGUACCCAUACUGGCGAACGACCGUUUCAGUGUCCUCAAUGCCCGAGAACCUUUAUACAGAACCACGUUCUGAAGGCACAUCUUCGUCAACAUCCCACUUUAAAUUUUCACUGUGAUCACUGUAUGAAAGGAUUUAGGCUGCGCUCCCAGCUAACCACUCACCUAUCUCGGGUGCACGAAACAAUGAAUAAUCCAGUCAAGAAGCCUGGCACUAGUCAAAUUAAGAAAGAGAAAACCAAAACUAGGGUGGGGAAAAAAUUGGAAAAAAAUGAGAGAAAGAAAAAAAAUGAAAGCAGUAUUAAUGCUCUGGAGCGUGGACUACGAAAUGGAUUAGCUCCAGUCGCUUAUGAAGAGCUGGACGUAAAAUGCGAAUUAGACGACUUGGAAACAAAGCUAAGCGUCGAGCUAAAUUCCUUGAACAUAAAAUGUGAAUCAGUAGACUCGAAGACGAAAAGAUACAAACAAGUGCAAUCCAAAAAAAAAGUACUGCCCAAAAAUUGUUCUCCACUUAUGAAGGGGACUUCCAAAGUUAUUAACAACAUUCAACGGAAUGGCAAAGCCAAUAAAUUUUUCUGUGAGACUUGUGGGAAGGGCUUCGUCCGUAGAUGUGCAUUGCUAGUACACAAUCGGGUUCACACAGGAGAGCGCCCAUACAAAUGCCAAUAUUGUGGAUAUGCAUUUACCCAAGCACAGGCCCUAAAAAGACACGUGAAUAGAAUUCAUAAAAAUAGUGUUCAGGAUGUGCUGGUACCAACGACCAAGCGAGCGAUCGUUCGAAUAGCGCGUAUUCAUUUACCUCCAAGUGCCACGACUGUUAAGAGUGAGGACUGACCAAAUGCUAUUGAUUAGCAAU
Messenger RNA from Drosophila arizonae, 1496 nucleotides. It is a transcript of the gene kipf, whose product is annotated as kipferl. The record is from RefSeq and is a predicted model, not a curated record. Gene Ontology annotation, biological process: regulation of transcription by RNA polymerase II. Gene Ontology annotation, molecular function: zinc ion binding; DNA-binding transcription factor activity, RNA polymerase II-specific. NCBI's taxonomy places the organism in Eukaryota, Metazoa, Arthropoda, Insecta, Diptera, Drosophilidae. Gene Ontology annotation, cellular component: nucleus.